Molecule: messenger RNA, 1371 nt
Organism: Annulohypoxylon maeteangense
Lineage: Eukaryota; Fungi; Ascomycota; Sordariomycetes; Xylariales; Hypoxylaceae
Exons: 1
Coding region: 116-1351 (411 amino acids)
Biological process (GO): regulation of DNA-templated transcription
Molecular function (GO): DNA-binding transcription factor activity, RNA polymerase II-specific; zinc ion binding
Source: RefSeq, a predicted model, not a curated record
GCAAUUAGUCAGCUACGUGUAGAACGGUAUUUGUAGACAACUACGCCGCAUCGGAUCGCAAAGUAGGUACCUAGGUAGGUUGGGUAAGUAUCUCCAAAUCACGAUAUUCCGCAACAUGGCUGGAAUACACCGCCAGAAAGCUUGCAUUGCCUGCGCAGAUUCUAAGCGGAAAUGCGACAAGCAGCUCCCCGAAUGUCAACGUUGCUUAGAUAGAGAUGUAGACUGUGUAUAUCCCGAACCUAAGAGGCGGCGCAGAGACUAUAUUACGCACAACACCCAAGCUGGGGUCCCAUCCCUUGACAACUAUGCCGGUGGCGAUACUUUAGAGAGCGGUCUUAAUCUAGGAGACUGGGGCUCGGUAGGAGAGGUCGAUUUCGAUGUUUCCCUGUCAGACAUGAUACCAUACAUCCCAACGGUAAUACCUGAAGGCGAUGGCAUUUCUAGUCCACCAUACCCUUGGUUUCUCCAAGAUGAGACUUGGGCAAUGCAACACACCAACGAAGAGGCGGCUUGCAUGACCUUUUCGGAAUUAGAGCCUCUGAUUCGUGCGGUCGAGGAAAUGUUGCGAUGUUGGGUCAGCAAUGGGCACAAUAGCUUCAUCCAUCGGCGACUAUACGAGAAAGGCAUGCCAAUGUGUCUUCAGGACGCUUUCACGACACUUGCGACAUAUGUUAGCCGAUCACCAGCGAUGACGGAGACAAUCCUGCAGAUUGCGGAGGAACGCUCGUCGACACUAGCGCGCCAGGGUCUACCCGUCGCCGACGGCACACGAGGGAUGUUAAACCAUCUGGCUCAUGUCCAGGCCCUAUUUGUUUACGAGUUUAUACGUCUGUUUGAUGGCUCGAUCCGAUUUCGCGCAUCUGCCGAUAAGCAACUCCCCAUUCUUCGGGGGUGGGUCGCGGACAUGUGGGAAGCAGUAAAACGAUACCGAGGGGAAGACGAUAGCCAUCAGUCCUCGUGGAUGACAAGUGAGUUCGAUAGAGAGUAUGGAUCUGCGUCGGAGAUAUGGCGUCUAUGGAUUUUGACCGAGAGCGUUCGACGCACUCAUCUCAUUAUCGAUACCGUUAUUAAUGUAUAUCAGAUCAUGACAAGGGGUUGGGCCGAAUGCACAGGUGGCGUGAUGUUUACGGCACGUCGUGGGUUGUGGGAUGCUGAAUCUGCACUGGAGUGGCUCGAAAUGUCUCGUGCGAAGCCGCCACUUCUGGUGCCGUCUCUGAAGCCCGGGCCAUUGAUCUCGCAACAUACUGCUGAUGAGGUUGAUGACUUCGCAAAGAUGUUUUGGACUUACAUAAUCGGCCCAGACAAGAUUCGGUAUUGGAUUUACAAAACCGAUAAGGAGAGCGAGUCGUAAUCUACUGUACUCACAUCUAC